UAAGAAAGACCAGUUUCUUAACUAGAUUUUUGUAACAGAUGAACAAUUUAACGUAAUAAAACUUAAAACAAAGUUUGGACAGUAAAUACAUAACAGACGAAAACCGAAACAAAACGAACUGUCCAUGCUGCGCUUGAUUUUACAAAGUGAGCAAACACAAAGGAGAUAAAUCUAGAACAGUUCUUGAACAGGACAAUGUUAACAAACAAAAUCAACAGAGCGGGUGAAAGUUUCACAGCUAAGAAGUCGAAACUGUGUAUACAAUGUCGGUGGAGAGCAGCGAGCUCUAACAAGCCGGCCAUCCGAACUUGUUAAACGUGGCCGGGGAGUAAUUCACCGAAGCGGUCUCUAACUGAACACUCAGACAGUUUGGGGGCGUUCGCGGCUGUGUGUGGCAAGGCUGGGAGCACAGAUUUGUUUCUGCAUGGCAGCCCGCAGUGCUGGUGACGCGCGCCGCCCGGCCCGUGGAUGAUGGAGGCGCAGUCGCUGGGCCGGGCUCGCCAGGCGCCCGCCGCGAGGAACCACAUUGUCUACACCGACCAUAAAGGACGAAAAAUACCGUACGCUGACAAAAUCACUCCCGAGCCGAUCCUGCACAACAAUACGAGUCGGGACACAAAAGCCGACUCGAUCAGGAACAGCUACAACAGCCAGUUCAAAGUGGGCAUCUACGGCUGGAGGAAGAAAUGCCUCUACAUUCUGGUUACUGCGUUAAUGCUCAUGAUGAUCAUCAAUCUGGCGCUGACGCUGUGGGUACUUAAGGUGCUGGAUUUUAAUUCGGAGGGAAUGGGCCAACUUCGCAUCGUACCCGGAGGCUUACAACUAUUGGGACAAGCUCUAAUGUUGGACUCUCUGUUCGCAUCCACCAUCAAGUCACGUCGAGGAUAUCCAAUUUACAUGGAAGCUUCUCGAAAUUUUACCGUUUCUACUAGAGACUCGCACGGAAUGCUACAGAGUAGAUUAUAUCUAGGUCACGAUCGUUUGGAGUUAAAUGUUGCCCGGCUAGAGGUGCGCGACGCUCGGGGGGCACUGCUGCUGGGCGCCGGGCAGGACUCGGUGACAGUGGGCGCCGACACGCUGACCGUGGUCAGCCCCGCCGGCGUCACCGUACAAGCCGCCGCGCAGACACCCCUAGUCAAAGCCCCCCCUUCAAAACCAUUGGUGCUAGAGUCACCGACGCGUUCGCUAGAGAUGCACGCGGCACAGAACAUAGCGCUGGAGUCGCGCGCCGGGGACAUCAGCGCCAGCUGCCUCACCACUUUCCGCAUCAGAUCGGUCGCCGGCGCGAUUCGUCUCGACGCACCCAGUAUAUUUAUGCCAAAGUUAAAAUCGGCGUUGCCACUGCCCCCGUCAGCAGCGCACACGCACGACCCCCAUCAUCAGAACAUUUACCAGCUGUGCGCAUGCGCGAACGGCAAGCUGUUCCUCGCGCCGCCGCACGGCGUCUGCGCAGCUCGGGAAGAGAGCCUUAUAUGCCGAUGAUGAAUUUAUAUUGUGAUCCUGUGACAUUGUUGUUCAUUGACGCUUGUUACGUAUUACUUUCGCGGGUUUACAUGCGCUAUGUAUGUUAAGAAGUCUGUACGAUCUUAGUUUAUAGUUGAUGUGGCAACGUUGUGUUCCAAGACUUUAUAGCUAUGAAUGGAUUUACAUGAUUAUAGAUACGGAUGUAGGAAUCAAGCCGAAGGACUUUGAAUUGUAAUCAUGACAUAGCUUGUUUUCGAUUGCUAGAUAAAUAUGAUAUCAAAAUGAAAUGCUAGAUAAAUAGUUAUGAUGACACAACUUAUGAUAAUAAUAAACCAAUAACACGUUAUCUCAAGUCAAAUAAAUUGCUAGACAAGGUGUUAUUUUUUAAGUCACCUGAUUGCAAUUUGAAGUCCAUUUAAUACGCGCUCGAUGGGUUUGUAAAGUCUCAGCCGGUUGUGCUUAUCGUUAUAAACUGUGACAACUUGUGUUAAUUGCUUCGAAAUAAUAUUAUUGUUACUAACGAAACACGUAAAUCUUACAUGUUUGAUGGACAUAAUACCCUCAAAGAGUUUUAAUAUAAUAUUAGGUAACAACGAUGUCAAAUAACUGUAACGUAGAACGAAUUAUAAAUAGGUGUAAUGUUUGAGCCCCAUGUUAGUGUGUUAUACUUGAUUUAUAUGUGUGGGUGUAUACGCAGUCCCUUUACAGAGAUUGCCAUAAAUUGGUGGUGUGCUUCACCCACUGUGUGCACCAGAAUAAUUAUGUGUUUGUGUAGCCAAUCGCUACAGAUAUUUCUUCGAAGUUUGUGUAUCACGUUCCUGGUUCAAAUAGCGAGGCUUAUAAACGUGGAACCUUCACUUUUUAUGUAUAAAUGUGUAUUUAGUUUUCAGCUUAUUACUCUAACUUUAAACUCAUGAACUAUAACUACAACUACAACGACUUUCGGAAACGUAUCAAUUCAAAUCUAUUAUAAUAAUAAAACCUAGUGCCUUUUGGAUCGCGUUUAGAAUAACGAUUGGCUGAUCGAACUUCAAUUCAUAUUUUGUUAUGCGUGUUGAAUCAAGUUUCAUCUGAUUUUAACGUUUACCACUUCUGAUGUUUGCCGAACGUAUUUGCGAACUCACAAAUCAAUUUGUUUUAUGUAAUAUUUGAAAUGUUAAUGUUAAUUUUGUUUAUAGAAGUUUGUUAACGAAACAAUCGGUUAUUUGUAUAGCGUUUUCCGCUUAUCUAUAUUUUAUUGAAUAGUCUAUUACUAUAUUUUCGUGUGAAAAUGUUCUCGUUUAUUUAUCACUAUUCGUAUAGUUAACUUCCCUUGAUGUAAAACCACUAAAAGGUUUUAUUCUUUUCUAAAGAAAUGUAUACAAUAUUCAGAGAAAGUCAGGAACUUCUUCAUGAGAAUGAAAUGUAUGUUUACAAUUGUAAUAAAGUCUUAUUUUUCGGCUAAAAGGGUAAGUUGACGGGUCGACGUGUCAUAGGGAACAUUAUUAUAAACAAUUAUACGCAAUACUUGUAGUAAUCAAUUAUGUAUAGACUUCGUGUAGAGAUUUAUAUGAUGUAUAGCUAAUCUGUUACGCAUAGGAAAAUGUAUAUUAGACGUAAACAUUUGUUGAUAUUGUUGUAAAUAUAUGUAAUUACUUAAGUAAAUAUGCAUAUUAUGUCGAUGUGACUUUA
Molecule: messenger RNA, 3135 nt
Organism: Helicoverpa zea (corn earworm)
Lineage: Eukaryota; Metazoa; Arthropoda; Insecta; Lepidoptera; Noctuidae
Product: delta-sarcoglycan-like
Exons: 6
Coding region: 469-1482 (337 amino acids)
Biological process (GO): cardiac muscle tissue development; heart contraction
Cellular component (GO): sarcoglycan complex; sarcolemma
Source: RefSeq, a predicted model, not a curated record